Molecule: messenger RNA, 3501 nt
Organism: Trichoderma citrinoviride
Lineage: Eukaryota; Fungi; Ascomycota; Sordariomycetes; Hypocreales; Hypocreaceae
Exons: 2
Coding region: 1-3501 (1166 amino acids)
Biological process (GO): protein localization to plasma membrane
Cellular component (GO): plasma membrane
Source: RefSeq, a predicted model, not a curated record
AUGAACGCCAUACAGCAGAAAUGCCGCCCGAAGCAUCAGGUCCUGGUGCUCAAGUGCUAUCCGCGCACGACCAAGGGAGCAGUCGACGUCAAGCCCAACAGCAGCGAGCUGAGCUAUCUGCUCUACUACGCGACCAGCCGCCGGUCCAAGAUCCAGAAGAUUGGCGCCUUCUUGGAGAAGAAGACGGCCAGCGAUGUCUGGCGAAUGCGCAUUGGUAACGUACAGGUGACGCUCGGCAUCCUCGCCGCCCUCGUCGAAAAGUCGCCCAAGGAUGCCGUCCUCAUCGCGCCCUGCAUCCUCAAGAUCCUCGAGCUCAUCCUCCGCUCCAACGACAUCACCAUGAUCGAGUCGUCGCUCCCGACCUGGGAGGCCUUCUGCGAGCAUCACGAUGCCUCCUCCCUCUUUGCCGACCAGGUGUACCUCAACCAGUACGUGUCCGUCGUCAGAUCCUACGCGCAGCUCGCGUCGACUCGAAACUCGCCGAACCGAGCCGCCUCGAGCCGGCCGGUCCAGAUGCGCUGGAGGAACGCCGGGCUGGGCGCCAUCAGGUGCAUUUCGACCUCGGACGCCCUGUCUUCGGUCAGCGGACGCCAGAUCGACGUCAUUGUGCCCAUGAUCUUGGAGAACCUGUGGGCAGACGACGAGUCACUGCUGGAUGUGCUGCUGGAGCGCGUCGAGGCCGAGGAAAAGGUGGACACGGAGAAGCUUCUGCGGCGAAGGACGAGCGUUGCGACGGUGCAGACGGGCGAGGGCAGCGGUGAUGCGAACCCGCUGGCCAUCUCGGGAACCGCUAUGGACGUAGACAAGAUGGCCGAGGAGGACACCGGCGUCCUGGCCUUGCAGUGCCUUAAGAGCAUCUUUGUCGUGCCGUCCCGCUCGCAGAUCCACUCGGCGACGGCAGCCCUGCUUAAGUUCAUCCUGGAGCGCGUCAAGCAGGGAGAAAAGGUCACGGCCGGCGACACCGCCGAGAACGGCAACGACCGGGGUUGGGCCAUCAGCAUCUUCAGCAUCGUUGCCCGCUGGGCCCCCGUGCAGGAUCGCUAUGUCAUCUUGGUCAUGGCACUUGACACUCUGACACAUACCCUCAUGACGGACGACACUCUGGACCAGCACAUAGCCCUGACCGCCAUGAUCGAGUCCCUGCUGAGGUCCGACGUCAACCUCAUUGGCCUCAGCGUCAUGGACGUCCUCUUGGGCCUCAUCAAGCAGAUCAGGAAGCUCUUUACCCUCGCAAACAUUGGGAGCCGAGCCGAGACGCCCAGCGACAAGGUGGCGUCGGACAGCGAGAUGGAGCAGAACUUGCACCAGCCGCAGCGCAAGGAGCUCCUGGCACGGCUCGAGCGGUGCAUCGGCGACCUCGCCAGCCACAUCUACUACGCCGACCAGGUCUCGGACAUGAUCGCCGCCAUUGUCGGCCGGCUCAAGCCCAGCCGGUCGUCGAGCGCCCCGUCCACGCCGCAGGGCGAGAAGACGGAGGGCACCGAGCAGAGCAACCCCUCGCCUCCCUCGGCCACGACCACGGCUGAUCUCGCCGAGGGCCAGGCCAACAGCCUGGUCGACGUCUACUUUUCCUACACGCUGGGCCGCAUAUCGGCGCUCCGCAUUGUCAACAUCAUCCUCCACGUCGCCAAUCCCAAGGCCAAGGUCAAGAGCAACGCCGACCUGGGCCGGAACCGAGUGCCGACGCAGGUCUGGGAAGGCACCCAUUGGCUUCUGCGCGAUCCCUCAGGCCAGGUGCGGAGGGCCUACAUCGACGCCCUACUCACGUGGCUGGACCUGGAGACGACCCCCAUGGAUCUGGUGGCCAGGGACGAGGCGCUGGAGCCGCACAAGUCGACUGCGGCCGGCAUCCUCGCCGCCGCCAAGAAUGCCAAUGCUCGCGACCUGCCCAAUGGCCGCCGCGUCGUUUCCAGCGCCUCGAACAAGGACCGCCAGCCGAGGACUCGGCGCUCGCAGUUCCUGCCGCAGCUUCACCUGGCCAUCUACGACAACGCGCUGCACUUUGUCGAGUUCGAGAACGACCUCGCCGCGCUGCACACGCUGCUGGCCAGGCUCGUGUCCCGGCUCGGUGUCAACGCCGUUCGCUACGGCGUGCCCAUGAUCUAUCGCCUCCAGGAGGAAAUCUUGGCUCUAGACCAGCCCAUCCACAAGGUGCGGAUCGCGGCCCUGUGCCACGGCUACUUCUGGGCUCUGACCGACAGGUUCGAGUUUGAGGGCUCUGCAGUGGGCAGGGCGAUUGGAAACGAGAUUGCCCGGCGAAAGAGCAAAGGCUUCUGGGUGCCGGGCAUACAGGUCCCGGCGCUGCCCCUCGACAAGAUCGGGCCGCUAGGCCAAGCGUCUCCGCCGCCCUCGUGGGACCUCAGCGCUCUCGAGACGGAGGAGCUGUUGCCGUUCGACGACCGGGUCGCUCUGAUCCAGUGCAUUGCCGUGGGCUACGAGGAGAGCACCUCGUUCCCGCCAAACAGCCCGUCUGCCUCGCCGGGCCGGACGCUCUCCGGCCCCAUCCUCAACACCCCCAUGAGCCCCGGGUCCUCUUCCGCGGCGGUGGCCCCAGACAGGGUGUUGGAGCUUCCGGACGCCUACCGCGAGGAGAUGUUGACCGAGUGGUCCAGAGAGCAGGUGGCCGCCGCCCUGGCUGCCGAGGGCAAGACCGAGUCUCUCAACGGCUCACGAACGGGCACCGUGGCUACCGGCCUCAGGAAUCUGACCAUCGCCACCGGCACCGGCAGCGGCCUUGGCGGCAUCAACGGCAACAAUGGCUACCUGCCGUACUCGCCCUACGGCAGCCAGCAUAACCUGCGGCCGCGCUCGUCUCAGACGCACAUGAUGGACCAGAAUCAGCUCCUCGGAGCCCUUGGACCUUCGCCUAGGUUCCGGCAGGGCAGCAUCCGAAGCGGCAUCUCGCAGACGAUAUCGUCGUCGAGUAAGGCCGGCGUUGCUUCCGUGGAGCAGCUCAAGCGUGUGCUCUCCGGUAACGUGUCCCCCAACGCCUUUGGCUCCGAAGACGACAGCGCCGAGAGCAUGGUGAGUUACGAGGAAGACCCCUCGGAAAAGAGCUUCAGCCCGACCGGUACAGAUUCAGACCGGCCCACCACUUCGGCCGACGGCUUCAGCAGGAGGUCGAGAUCCGGCAGCUCUGGCGCCCCGCUUAGCUCGGGCUCGAACCGCGACAGCUUGCCGAGGCUCCAUCUGGAUGGUGAUCGGGAAGAAGGAGGCGGGCUGGGUAUGAGCAUCCCUCCCGUGCCCCCUCUCCCCAGCCUCAGCGUCCUUUCGGAAAAGGGAGGACCACUGAAUGGAGGAGGCAUCGCCGUUCAGGAUUAUGGGGCAAAGGCUUCGUCCAAGCGUACCAACAGCCGAGGAGGCGACAGCAUUGCAGCUCGGUCACUCUUUGGUAACCACGACGAUGGCGGUAGGACGAUGGACCUGCAAGAGCUCCUCAGAGGCAUUGAUAGUCAUCCCAACGAGGGUAGCUUGGGCAACUUGACCAGGCCUCCCUACUGA